AUGGAGGAGAAACAAGAGUACCUCCGGAAGGAGUCCGAGAUCGGAACCCUCCGUUCAAUUGCACUCGGAGCAGUCACCAUCACGGCGUUCUCUCUGGGAACCUCCAUCAUGCUCCUCCCACUUUUGUUCAGUCACGCACAGACUGUUCAAUCUUCGCUGGAACACGAAUUGCAGUUCUGCGUCUUGAGAUCUCAUGAUCUUUGGGAUGAGUUGAACAAAAUCGAAUCUUUCACCGGAAAACAAUCCCGCAUCAAGAGACAAUACGUCACUGGACCAAUUGGAGGAGGAGGCGGAUAUGCUGGAGGACACGGAGGAUAUGGUGGACAUCAAGGAGGUGGUGGUGGAUACGGAGGACAUCAAGGUGGAGGCUACGGAGGAUACGCUCCAAGACCAGCACCACAGCCAGCUCCAGUCUACCGUCCAGCAGCGCCAAUUUAUCAACCACAACCACAAACUUCCUCGUCUAUCUGCAUCUUCGGACCACCAGGACCACCAGGAUUCCCAGGAUCCGAUGGGCAACCAGGAAGAGACGGAGAGGCUGGAGCACCAGGACAACCAGGAAGAGAUGGAGGUUCCGGAUACGGAGGACCACAAGCUAAUGACUGCCAGACUUGUGCACCAGCACGACAAGGACCACCAGGACCACCCGGACCACUUGGACAACCAGGACAACCAGGAGCUCCAGGACAAGCUGACACAUCAAGCUCAGUUGGACCACCAGGACCACCAGGACCAUCAGGACCACCAGGACAAGAUGGACAUCCAGGAGAGGCUGGAGCACCAGGAGCACCAGGACAAGUCACUCAAGGACCAGGUAGUGUUGGACCACCAGGACCACCAGGGCCAGCAGGACCAAAAGGACCAGACGGACGUCCAGGACAAGGAUCCGGUGGACAACCAGGACCACAAGGACCACCUGGAGAUGAUGGGCAGCCGGGACAACCAGGAGCCGCCGGAGGACCAGGACAACCAGGUCAAGAUGGAGGUUCCGGAGGACAAGGAGCAUGUGAUCACUGCCCACCACCAAGAGUUGCUCCAGGAUAUUAA
Messenger RNA from Caenorhabditis remanei, 1047 nucleotides. RefSeq lists its product as uncharacterized. The transcript has 2 exons. Bases 1 to 1047 code for a protein of 348 amino acids. NCBI's taxonomy places the organism in Eukaryota, Metazoa, Nematoda, Chromadorea, Rhabditida, Rhabditidae. The record is from RefSeq and is a predicted model, not a curated record. Gene Ontology annotation, molecular function: structural constituent of cuticle.